AUGGAUGAUUCCAAAGAGAAUAAAGGUGCCAAAAUGGUUGUCAACAUCAAGCCCGAGUUCCAAAAGUACGAAGAGCACAUCCUCCAAAAUCCGAACUCGUUGAUGCCAUGGGUGAACUACAUCAGUCACAUGAGAAAACAAAAGUUGAAAUGGAGAAAAAUCGUCGUUUUAUACGAGCGAGCUAUUCAAGUCUUUCCUCGAAGUUAUAAGCUGUGGUACGAGUAUUUGCGCUUUUGGAGAAAACACAUCUUCCGCAAGGGCCCAUUAAACCCGGCAUACGGAGAAUUGUGCGAUGCCUACGAACGGUGUUUGGUUCAAUUGCCCAAGAUGCCACGUAUCUGGAUUCAAUACUGUACAAUUAUGACACAACGUCAGCUCGUCACCGAAACAAGACGUGUCUUUGAUCGCGCGCUGAAGACGUUACCUGUCACUCAGCACAUGCGCAUUUGGCCGCUCUACAUUCAAUUCAUUGAGGGACACGAUAUUCCGGAUACAGGAAUUCGAGUUUUUAAGAGAUACAUGAAAAUCAAUCCACAAGGACGGGAGGAGUUUAUUGAUUACUUGAUGAAGUAUCAACAGUUUGACGAGGCUGCUCUACAAAUAACCGCUUUGAUUCAAGAGGAUCGUGCAUUCACCGAGCAGGGCAAAACCGUUCACCAACUUUGGGCCGAUUUGUGCAACAUAAUUUCAGAGCAUCCAAAUAAAAUUCGGUCGUUUGAUGUCGAAGAUGUGAUUCGUAAUGGGAUUUUCCGGUAUUCUGAUCAGGUGGCUUCUCUGUGGUGUGCAUUAGCUGCGAGUUUUGUUCGCCAGGGUCAAUUCGAAAGGGCUCGUGAUAUCUAUGAAGAGGGAAUGGAGAAAGUGACGACCGUUCGCGAUUUUGCCCAAAUUUUCAAUGCCUACACGGCUCUUGAGGACAGUCAAAUCAAAAGUUAUUCAACUAAUCUCGAGGAAAAGGGCGCUUCAGAAGAAGAGUGGAACGAGCUCUUUUGGAUGAUGGAAAGAUACGAGCAUCUUCUUUCUCGACGCCCAUUGCUUGUGAACAGUGUGAUGCUUCGGCAAAAUCCACAUAAUACCCACGAAUGGCUAAAUCGAGUGCAAUUGUAUGAGGGCCAUAAAGAUGCAACGCAUAAGCAACUUGAGACAUUCCAAGCGGCGGUCAAGCGAAUUGAUGCCAAGAAGCAAAUUGGUCGGUUGAGCGAUGUAUGGAUAGCUUUCGCCAAAUUCUAUGAAACACAUGGGCAACUUGCUGAUGCUUGUCGAAUCUUCGAAAUUGCCGUCAAAGUUCCGCUUCGAAAAGUCGACGAGUUGGCCAAUGUUUGGUGUGAAUAUGCCGAGCUACAGUUGAGGAAAAAGGAUGUUAAUGCUGCAUUCGCGGUUCUUCGACGAGCUUGCGCCCAACCGCCAUCAAGACCCGACUUCUUUGACGAAAAUGAACCCGUGCAGAAUCGUGUGUACAAAAGUUUACGUUUAUGGACGUUUUAUGUGGAUUUAACGGAGUCGAUUGGAACUUUCACUCAAACAAAAGAAGUUUACUCGAGGAUCUUGGAUCUCGGCAUUCCCACUCCACAAAUCGUCAUCAACUAUGCAAAGUUUUUGGAAGAACACGAGUAUUUCGAGAACGCUUUUCAGGUCUACUCUCGAGCCGUCACAAUGUUCCGCUGGCCUCAUGUCAAAGAUAUCUGGAAUGUGUAUUUGGUGAAAUUUAUGAAACGCUAUGGUGAGAAGAAAAUUGAGCGUGCUCGGGAUCUUUUCGAGGAAUGUUUGGAAAGUUGUCCGGCUAAUUGUUCAAAGAAUGUCUUCUUAUUGUACGCUAAAUUGGAAGAGGAAUAUGGUCUGGCAAGGCACGCGAUGGGUAUCUAUAACAGAGCGUGUGAAGCUGUCGACAAAGAAGACAAGGCGGCGAUGUUCAAUAUCUACUUGAAAAAGGCGACGGAUAUUUACGGAGUUACAUCAACACGUCCAAUCUACGAGCGAGCCAUCGAGAUGCUACCCGAGAAGAAGAGCCGAGAAUUCUCAGUGCGCUAUGCUAACAUGGAAAGAGCUUUGGGUGAAAUCGAUCGAGCUCGUGCCAUCUACACACAUUGCGCCGAAGUUUGCGAUCCAAGGGUGUACAGUCAAUUCUGGGAUCAAUGGCGUGAAUUCGAGCUCAAACACGGCAAUGAGGACACGAUGAGAGAAUUGAUGAGGAUCAAGCGUUCGAUCAUGACCGCCUACGAUGUACAAGACACAGCCAUUGCUGCUCAAGCAAUGGCGGUCGCUGGGACUCAGAAAGGCGAAAUGGGAACAUUUGAGUUGUUGGAUAAGAAGGCAAGAGAGAUGGCCUCCGAUUUGCAUGGAACUGGAACGGUUCAAUUUGUACGAGGAGAAAGCAAGGUACACGUUGCCUCAACAACACACAACCCAGAAGAAAUCGCGGUCGAUGAUGACGAUGAUGAUGAUGAUGAGUCAGAAGAUGAACCUGAGAUUCGUGAAGUGCCGGAAACUGUCUUUGGAGAACUCGCCGCGGCUCCUGAAGAG
Mesorhabditis belari is the source of this 2517-nucleotide messenger RNA. NCBI's taxonomy places the organism in Eukaryota, Metazoa, Nematoda, Chromadorea, Rhabditida, Rhabditidae. The record is from the annotation of a GenBank genome assembly.